Messenger RNA from Geodia barretti, 2144 nucleotides. The record is from the annotation of a GenBank genome assembly. Lineage: Eukaryota; Metazoa; Porifera; Demospongiae; Tetractinellida; Geodiidae.
CGCAUACAAAAUGCCGACGCUUAGCAUAUCCUAUACGUCCUUCCACGCCAACUUACGUCAUUUUACGUCAUUUUACGUAGCACACUUCAAAGCUCGCGGCGCCAAUAAAAUGAGCAAGUGGAGAGUCGAAAAGGAGGACCGUUGCAGUGUUUGUAGCUCUAACUCUCUCGCUAAAGGUUUGUGUGAAGCUUAUUAGGCCCUCAGAAGUGAAAAUGGCUCUGGACUAUCCAUUCCUGAACCUCUCCGACAUGCUGACAUCCACAGCCUCUUGCACCGACUCGACAAGCAUUUUGUCCAGUAAUAUCGUCUCCUCUUCUCUCUUCGUCGCUGACGGCUUGGAUCCAUGCGUCCCUCCUCCUCUUCCUCCGCAUCUCAGGGGUGUCGGCGGCUGGACCAGCGCACCAAGCUACCCUCUGCAUACUCACAAUUCCGUUUACACCAGUCCUCCGCCGCAUCUGCAGCUCUCCACGCCGGAGAGCAGUCCGCAAACUGUUUUCCCGCACGUUUACCCUCCCCAGCAGCCCCUGACCUGCGACAUUCCUCCUGGACUCCAAGUCCCUCCUAACACUACUCUCCCGCCGGUUCGAGACUUCUUCUUCCGCGGGUCUUCGCUGGAGGAGAGUCCAAUAUCGUCUCCGGGAGACCUCGAGCGAGAGAACACCACAUCCACCGCUGCAAGCACCACUAACUAUGUUGGAAUGGGUGUGGAGCAGCAGAAACUUGGGUUCAACAGAUCCUGUUCUCCUCUGGCUGGCCUGGGAAUCAGCUGCAGCUUCGAUUCCACCAGCAGUUCUGGAGACGACGAGUCAUUGAUCUGUCACCCAACUAGUCGCCACCCCACCAAGCUGGUUCCAGAUGGAGUCAAGAUGCCACAGAGAAAAGGAGGCAUGCAGCUGUGGCAGUUUCUCUACUCCAUGCUGAACGACAAGAACAGAAAGUACCGUAAUCUCAUCGAAUGGACACACACGGCAAAAGAAAGGCAGUUUCGGUUGCUGGAGCCCGACGCCAUAGCUGUCUGGUGGGGCCAUCACAAGAACAAGCCAAACAUGAGCUACGACAAGCUGAGCCGGUCCCUGAGGUACUACUACGACAAGGGAAUCAUACGGAAAAUCAGUGGAGAGAGAUUUGUCUACCGUUUCUGCAUCGAUCCAGAGGUGAUGUACAGACAUAUGGGCACCUCCAACGCUCGUCCGCAGCUCAAACCAAUGCCGCAGGAUGCAAAAGUGGCACUCAACAGCAAAGAAUGCUCGGUUACUGGCGCAUCUCCCUGCAUCGCAAAGGAGCCUGAAACGCUCACAAUGACUUCCGGAAGCACCGUAGAACAGAUUCCGAGCAACUACUCUCCUCUCUUCCCUCCCAGCACCUUCCACAAUUCCCUCCCCGUCCCCUCCAACUCCUCUUUCACCGUCUCUAGCGGUGCCUCGGGCAUGAGGCGAUGUCAUUCCUACGAUAGCACGUGUCGCUCAGCUGUACUCAGUCCAUCGCAGACCCCCAGCCCUGGCAGCUGCUACGACAGCUACCCUUCGCUCUACAGCAAUUCUUUCCAGACUUACUUCACCAGCAACCGCUCCCCCGGUAGCUGUUCCCCUCCUCACUCUGCCCCCCUGGAUGAAUACCCCUAUGUCCCCUUCACCGACUUCCCUCGUAAAGACUUCACCGAUUCUUUCCCAAUGUUCUCCCUCCCUGCCCCACCUCUGCUUGUCGACCAUCCCAUUCCAGCUUUUGCAUCAGACUUCUAGUGUUUCACUUCGAUUAUCCAAGUCCCAACAUCUUACCGUUAUUCUUUCUGUUAUCCCCAAUCGCUUCCCACUGUUAUUAUUGACAAGAAGAAUACUUCAUUCUUCGCUCAUUUUUGUAUUAAUGUGAAAUUCCUAUCAUGAUAUCUUUGAUUGUUGAAGCUGAGAUUAUGUGCAGUACACCUAAUAUAAUAUUGACACACGUGCGCAAUGCUCAUGCGUGCCAAAUCAGAAUACCGCAAUCUACAGGCCAUUAGCAGAGAUCCUAGAAAUGUCGGCACAAGCAAACCCUGGACAUCUGCUAUGGCAAGUGCUCCCACAACCAUGGUCUAUAAUAUAUCCUAGAACACCAGUAGCAAAGAAUGCACCUUAACUGUGGAAGAGAUGAAAGAUGAAAAAAAAGGAGUG